UAUCCCCUGAGCAGCUUUGUGACCUAAUCCGUUCGCUCCCUAUUUACCUCUACCUGUAGCCGUAGGUAGUUGAGACUCGAGCGUCACUACUAGGCUACGUUAGGGUUAGGAGGCGGGAGCCCGCCGCCUUGCACGGUCCACCGGUUAGCUCCGCAUUUCGUCGCGUCGUUCGGGCUGCUCUUGCCGCCCUUUCCGUCGAUUGCCAUCUUCCCCUGUUCUCACGCAGCGGCGCGGAUUUUAGGUUUCCCCUCACUCAUUCCAUACGCGGGCGUGCACCUUCACCGUCUGCCGCGUGGCGUCGCCGGCUUAAUCACGUUCUGCUUCACUGAUUGAUAUUAUCACGCUUCGUUACCAGACGUAGAUGUGAAGCGACGGCAGCUCUACUAACCCCGCCAUAGUCGCGUAGCAAUGCUGCAAUCCGUGAAGAAAACGUUUGCAGGAGGUCGCAAAAAAUCAGGAAAUAAAGCCGACGCCGCCUCUCACGAUAGUGCCGCCAAUGCCGCCCAGCAUCACGGCCACGCGCCGCCCCCCGCCGGACCCGGGGCCGGGCAGAUCGCCCGGACCGGUUCAGGAGGGAAGGCUCCGGGAGCAGUAGCUGGCAAUGCCGCGAAAGGCGCUGCGCCUGCCGCUGGCGCGCCGCACCGAACGGGCAGCUUCAACAGGGAGAAGAACGACGCUGUAGCGAGUCCGGUUGUAGCGAAUCCGAACGUGUCGCCGUUCGCGGAGCCGCUCCCGCUUUUCCGGGACGUGGCGGCGCAGGAGAAGCAGGCACUGUUCAUUCGGAAGCUCGCUCUUUGUAGUCACACGUUCGACUUCGCGGACCCGCUUAAGAACAUGAAGGAGAAGGAGAUUAAGCGGCAGACGCUCCUAGAACUAGUCGAGUACGUCAACUCCGGCACGGGGAAAUUCAGCGAGGUGGUCUUCGAAGACAUCGUGCGGAUGCUGCGCGCGAAUCUGUUCCGCGCGCUCCCCCCUUCCGCGCACGAGACGUCUGGCGCGGAAGGAUUCGAUCCGGAAGAGGAAGAGCCGAAUAUGGAGUUAGCGUGGCCGCAUCUGCAGAUCGUGUACGAGUUUCUGCUGCGCUUUGUAGUUAGUAACGAGACCGACGCUAAGGUGGCGAAACGGUACAUCGACCAGCCGUUCGUUCUGAAGCUCCUAGACCUGUUUAACUCCGAGGAUCCGCGAGAGCGCGACUAUUUAAAGACCAUCCUGCACCGGAUAUACGGCAAGUUCAUGGUCCACCGGCCGUUCAUCCGCAAGUCGAUAAACUACAUAUUUUACCGGUUCAUUUACGAGACAGAGCGGCACAACGGGAUUGCCGAGCUCCUCGAGAUCCUCGGCAGUAUUAUCAACGGAUUCGCGCUGCCUCUUAAGGAGGAGCACAAGUUGUUCCUGGUCCGCGCGUUAAUCCCGCUGCACAAGCCUAAGUGCGUGUCGAUGUACCACCAGCAGCUCUCGUACUGCAUCACUCAGUUCGUGGAGAAAGACCCCGCGCUCGCGGACGUGGUUUUGCGCGGGCUGCUUAAGUACUGGCCCUUAACUAACAGCCAGAAGGAGGUGCUCUUUCUGGGCGAGCUGGAGGAGAUUCUGGAGCUGACGCAGGGCGCGGAGUUCCAGCAGGUGGUGCCGCCGCUGUUCCUCAGGGUCGCGAGGUGCCUCAACAGCUCGCACUUCCAGGUGGCUGAGCGCACCCUCUUCCUGUGGAACAACGACUACAUCGUGAGCCUCGUGGCGCAGAACAGAGCGGCCGUGCUGCCGCUGAUCUUUGGGGCGCUGGAGAGGAACGCCAGGAGCCACUGGAACCAGGCCGUGAACGGCUUGACCAUCAACGUGCGCAAGAUGUUCCUCGAGAUGGACCAGGCGCUGUACGAGGACUGCCAGCGCCAGUUCUUGGAGGAAGAGGCGCAGGAGAAGGAGGUGGAGGCGGGGAGGGAGGACGCGUGGAGACGACUGGAGGAGGCCGCAGGGCGAUCGCCACUCUAUGGGUCUGGUGGCGGUGGGGAUGUGGCGAUGCAAAGCCGGGACAUGCGGAUGGGCAUGUCGGUGGAAGCCUCGUGAUUGGUGGUAGCGAGGGGGGGCGGGGGGAGGAAGGGAAGAGGUGGAGGUGGAGGUGGGGAGGGAGGACGCAUGGAAACGACUGGAGGAGGCUGCUGGGAGGUCGCCGCUCUAUGCUCCUAGUGGUUGUGACGUGCCGAUGCAAAGCCAGGACAUGCGAGUGCGGAUGUCUGUGGAGGCGUCGUGAGGAGGGCGGGUGGUAGGCGGGGAGGGAGGCAGGGAGGGAGGACGUGCGGAGUAAACUGGAAGCGACUGCGUGGAGAGGCUUCUGGUGGUGGUGGUGUGUCGAUGCCUUAUCGGGACUUGCGGAUGGGGAUGUCAGUGGAAGCCUCGUGCGUUGUAGUGGUGAUGGCAGGGGGGGAGGAGUAAGAGGUGGUAGAGAGGGGGGGGGGGGGAAGGAGAGGGAGGUGGAAGCGUGGAGGGAGGAGGUGUGGAGAUGACUGCAGCCUCCUCCAGGCGAGGAGGAGAGGAGGCUGCAGCGAAUGCACUGCUCUAGGGGGCUGCCUGUAGCAGCGGUGUGAGGGGGGAGGUAUCCAUGCAAAGUCGGGAAAUGCAAGUGGGGAUGUCUGUGGAAGCCUUGUGAUUUGUAGUGGUGAGGCUGGGGAAAAGCGGGGGAGUGGGGGGGGGUUUGAGAGAAGGAGGUGGAGGCAGGGAGGGAGGACGCAUGGAGACGACCGGAGGAAGACGAUGCUAGGCCACCUGUUCACGGGGCUGCUUUGGCCGCUGCCUUGGCCGCUGCUUUGGGCGCUGUUUUGAGUAGAGUCAAAAGAGAGGGAGGACGCAUGGAGGCAACCGGAGGAAGCUGAUGCUAGCACACCUAUGUAUGGGGCUGCUCUGCUCUGGAUGCUGCUGAUGAGGUGGCAAGACGCGGAUGGGGAUGUCUGUGGAUGCACGAUGUAGGAGGGCUCUUUACCAUCGACGUUGCUUCCAUCAUCACCCCCUUGUGCAACCUCCGUGCUGCUGCUGCUGGUAUUGAGGAGCUUCAAAGGGGCCGGAGUUUCAUCCAUAACAGCUCCUCACCACCAGGAGUGCGCGCACUUAGCACUGAGCAGUCUGAACCUGAAUUUGCGCAAGCUUGGAUCUGCGGAGUGUGAUGUGAUGUGAUUGUGCCUCGCUGGUAACCAGGGCUGUAACGCAGCUCUGCUAGUUGAUGGUUUAUUACGCCUGUGGAGCGUAUUCAUGUGGGGCAUUUAUGUGGGGUUUAAGGGGUAUUCAUGUGAUUGAUUGGCGAUAUGGGGGGAUGAAAUGCUGGUGGCAAUUGCAGCUGGGAUAGCAACAGCAGCAGCAGCAGCAGCAGUGGCAGCAGCACAGAGAGAGAGACAAGACAUGCAAUGAGCACCUACGUGUAGUGAGUAACAGUAAGAGUGGGUACUUGACAGGCGACAGUAACAGGGAAUGGCUAACUCUCAGCCAUUUGGGUCAGCGUUUUCUUCAGGUAAUAUUCUCUUCUCUUUGUUACUAGGACUCUGGGGAUUGUUUCGACAUUUGAAUGCUGUGCAGGCAGUGAUGGCAUGGUGCGGUGUUGGCACAAGAACCUUUUGCCGCACUCUGGGAAGGUACGGUAGACCAGAACCUUGAUGUGGAUGUUUAGGCUGUCAGACAAUAUCUUGGUUGGAAAUAGUUGCCAAGAUUGUUCCAA
This is a messenger RNA of Closterium sp. NIES-67, 3694 nucleotides long. The record is from the annotation of a GenBank genome assembly. Lineage: Eukaryota; Viridiplantae; Streptophyta; Zygnematophyceae; Desmidiales; Closteriaceae.